This is a messenger RNA of Didymosphaeria variabile, 1632 nucleotides long. RefSeq lists its product as uncharacterized. The record is from RefSeq and is a predicted model, not a curated record. Gene Ontology annotation, biological process: regulation of transcription by RNA polymerase II. Bases 1 to 1632 code for a protein of 543 amino acids. Lineage: Eukaryota; Fungi; Ascomycota; Dothideomycetes; Pleosporales; Didymosphaeriaceae. Gene Ontology annotation, cellular component: chromatin. Gene Ontology annotation, molecular function: DNA-binding transcription factor activity, RNA polymerase II-specific; RNA polymerase II cis-regulatory region sequence-specific DNA binding. The transcript is spliced from 2 exons.
AUGGGUCAGGCGCCCUUCUUCUACUACAACCCGGAUCCCACAAGUGAGAAGGCACGCCAGCACGGCCACUUCACACCGCACCCGUCGGGCCAACAACAGCAAAUGUUCCACGCACAGAUGCUUUUGCAACGGCCGUCGUCUUCAUCGAGCUCACCAUCAACACCAUUCCAGCAGAGCUUCAACCACGCCAUGUUGACACCUGUCGCGUCGCCUCAGCCCAUGUACCAGAAGCCAACAAUCCUGGUCCAGCCUCAGGACUCGCCCUUCUUGCACCCGAUCGACACCGACUUCAAGUUCGUGCCCGCCACACCGCCGCUUUCAUCGUGUGGAAGCAGCAUCAGCAGCCCACCAUCGUCCUGCGAUGUUCUGCCUACGCCGAUGCAACCGUUCUUUCCAGGUGAGGGCAUGGAGGGCGUCAAGCAGGGUUGUGAAGAGGAGGUUUUCACCGAGAUUCUUGCUCCAGGCGCAGACUGGCCUGGUUCGGCUUCGCCACCAAUGACUCCAGUUUACAUCCAGCCACAGGCGCAAGCGCUUGGACAGGGGUCUUACCUUCUGUCUGCGACUUCUUGCCCCUCUCUCACUCCUUCACCCUCACCGCGCCCGCCCUUCGCGGAGGCUGAGAACAACUUCUGCAACCCGCAGGAUCUGCUCAACAUUGCGGCUACCUCUGGCCCGUGCCUGCCUACGCUUUUCUCGGGUGACGAGGAGCACCGAGUUGUUCUCAAGGGUGAGACUGCCAAGGCUUUUGAGCCCGUCCAAUCAUUUACCCCCAACGGCCUGCCUGCCUGGGAGCCCCUUUUGGAUUUUGAGCUCGAUUCCGAGGACGACUUCAACACCAGCUUUGUCACCUACCCGUCGACCGAGAACGCCCACUUCCUUGGCAACAAGCGUCAGCGCACCGAGGUGCCUGAUCUCAUCACUCCUGAAGAGGACUCGUUCACCGACGAGAGCUACCUCGACUCUGAGGACGACCUUGUUUUCAGCGGUAUGCCUUUGACCCCGUGCUCUUUUGACAGCGAGAUGUCUUCCGAGCCUGCGCCCAAGAAGCGCUCCACCAAGAAGGCGUCCAGGGACAGCAGCGACAGUGAGUCGACCGAGCAGCCGCAGAACUCGGGUGACAACACUCAGUCUGGCGCUUCAAGUCAGCAUGGUGCCAACGACGACGCGAUGACCUCCAGCUCGGAUGACAACGCCUCCCCGCCUCCUCAGCCAACCAGCCGACGUGGUCGCAAGCAGUCUCUUACUGAGGACCCAAGUAAGACUUUCGUCUGCCAGCUCUGCAACCGUCGCUUCCGUCGCCAGGAGCACCUCAAGCGUCACUACCGCUCUCUCCACACGCACGAGAAGCCUUUCGAGUGCACUGACUGCGGCAAGAAGUUCUCACGUUCCGAUAACCUCUCGCAACACCAGCGCACCCACGGUGCCGGUGCCAUGGUGAUGGGUGUCCUUGAGCCGAACGAGAUAUCUGGGCAGUCUGAUGUCAGCUACACCCAUCAGGAUCCCGCCAUGCUCGGCCAGAUCUUGUACUCGGCUGCCGCCAACAUCUCCAGCUCUUCAAGUUCGGACGGCUUCUCGACGGACCUCGACGCCUCGCCCAUCUCCAAGAUGCGCAAGCGCAGACGGGACGAGUAA